UCCCUAUCGCUUUUGGUUUUCAUUCCUCCAAUCUUGUUUGUAACGCUAAAAGAAACGGGAAAUAAAUACGAGAAAAAAAGGUUUAUCCAUGUUUAUUAUCACCUGCACCUCGAUAAAAAGGCAAUCCCCCAUUUGGUACACCUUUGGCGCGCCGUUCUCAUGAUAAAUACCGCUGCUUCGUGUCUUACCUUUUUGAUUUUUUUCGCCCUCCACUCAGCAUAACCCGCCGACCCAAAAAAUUGGGCGCUCUUUUAGGAAAAUAAAAAAAAGUGCUCUGGUAGGCCUGCAAGUGUUCCACUCGUCCCAUUGUUCCCAUGACGCUUGUUACCGAACGAGCGUUUUAUAGAAAAACACGUAGUAACGGCAUUAUCAAACUCGUCAGAGAACAAUACCUUCGCCAUGACGUACCGUGCUUGGCCGCUUCGUGUUCUCACCAAUGUCACAAUAACACGAAUGACCAGUAUACAUUGUUACGCGACGAUGCUGACCACUAUAUAAUUCCUGACAUGACGAUCGUCAUGCGUUACCUCGAAAUCCUGGAACAGGAAGAAAUAACAGGCAUGAUUCUCAGUCAAACAGUGAUCAAUUCGCUUCAACAACACGAUAAAUCUCGACUGUAUCGAAAACUGCGCCAGAUCGUCGAUGAUUCUCGCCGUCACAGCGUCGUAUUUUACAACGAAGUAUUUACGGAAACCCAAGUGCCUCGUUUACCGGGAGAAAAGGCAGCCGCUCGUGAUUGGCGGGCCUUGUGCAAAAUGGCGGCUUGGUAUAACAAACAUCUAGGAUCCAAACGUAUCAUUCUACUGUCAGAAGCACAGACUGCUCCUGAUCUCGGCCCCGAUCUCGCUUCCGAUUUCGAUCAGCAACAAAUCUCUAUUUACACCAUGCAGCAAUACAUUGACGAAUACUGGUCCGACCAUGCUCUAUUGCAAAACCUAGUGCAUGUCCUCGCUGAUGUCGUUUUGGAGGACGAUCUGGAACGGAUCCGCAUCCGUGUCGGUGGCAACAAAUCCACUGAAACUGCCGUAUCAGGCUACACCGAGUACAAAUCGGCCGACGAAUUGGAAGUGGGGAUCAAAUCAUCCCGCUAUAUUUCUGGCACUUUGCAUUGUCGAGCUAAUCAACGUGAUCAAGCCUACGUCCGUGGAGGCGACAAGUUGGGAACCGAUAUAUUGAUUGUGGGCAAUGAGAACCGAAAUCGUGCCGUGCACGGUGACAUGGUGGUCGUCGAAUUGCUGUCAGCGAAUCACUGGGCAAAGGCGGCUAACGAAAUCGGAUACAAUGGUGCCAGCGCGGAAGAUGAAUAUGAGCAAUUACGACUUGCCAGGGCUGUGGAUACAGAAAAGCCGACGGGACGCGUCGUCGGUGUCCUGAACCGGAAUUGGCGCUCCUAUGUCGCUACCAUUCAGGAAGACAGUGCGGAAACAGGGGGAGGCUCCUUUCAUCUGGCGAUCCCACUCGAUUCCGUUAUACCCAAAAUUCGAAUUCGACAUCAAGAUGUGAAGCUGAUUCAAAAUCAACGCAUUGUUGUUCGCAUCGAUAACUGGCCUGUUUCAUCGCAAUAUCCAAACGGACAUUAUGUACGGUCACUAGGUCCCAUUCAUCAAUUGGAUACCGAAAUAUCGGCCAUUCUUGUCGAGCAUGGGAUUUCCGUAUCGCAAGCUUCGCAAGGCUUCAGUGAAGCCUGUCUUAAAGAAAUGCCCAUCGACACCGAGCAAUCGCCCUGGCAUCCUCAACCGGAGGAAAUCGCACAACGUCGCGAUCUACGGAAUCUUACCAUUUUUAGCAUUGAUCCCCCGAAUUGUCAAGAUAUCGAUGAUGCACUUUCUGUUCGGGAACUGAAAGAUGGACGAGUCGAACUUGGGGUUCACAUUGCCGAUGUCAGCUAUUUUGUGAAAGAACGAUCAUUGACCGAUUUGGAAGCCAGAGCAAGAGGAACCACCGUCUAUCUUGCGGAUCGUCGAUUCGAUAUGUUGCCGUCCGUCCUCAGUGAAAGAGUGUGUUCUUUGCGUGGAAACGUCGACCGCUUUGCAGUGUCUGUGCUGUGGACUUUGGAUAGAUCGUUCAAUGUUAAGGACAUUUGGUUUGGACGCACAUUGAUUCGAUCCAGUUGUGAAAUGGAAUACGAACAAGCACAGCAACUGCUGGAUGGAGCUCCGAUUGCGACCGGUCUAGAUAAACAAUUGAGUAACAAGUUACGCCCUUCCAUACAUAAGCUAGCGGAAGUGUUGCGCGUCAUGAGGAAUCGACGCCUGGCUAAAGGUGCUUUGGAACUCGAGAGCACCGAAGUCAAAUUCAAAGUGACAGACGAUCACCAAGUGACUGAUAUUAUUCCCAAGGAUAGCAUGGAAAUUCACGGCUUGGUAGCUGAAGCAAUGAUCAUGGCAAAUGCAGCGGUAGGCAAGCGUAUUUAUGAAGGAUGCUGUGACGCUGCCAUUCUACGAAGACAUCCACCGCCUAGCAAAUCUCAGUUUGCACAAAUAGUCAAAGCAGCAGAAAGCAAGGGUUAUACCAUUGACUUUUCAUCCAAUUUGGCAUUGGCGAAAUCAUUGGAAACAAUUGUAAGAGCUAAUCGAGACGACCCAAAUAUUGCGCGGUUGAUGAAAUCGAUGGCCACCGUUGCCAUGAACGAGGCCUCGUACAUCUCCUCUGGUCAUUAUGCUGUAGAUCAGUAUUACCAUUACGGUUUGGCAUUGGAUUUUUAUACACAUUUUACCUCACCUAUUCGUCGUUAUGCCGAUGUUCUUGCACAUCGUCAGUUAUUACACUGCUGCAAAGACUAUUACGCCACCUCGGAUCAAGUGCAAGGAUCCACCAGUUUUGCCGAUAAGCAAGUUUCCGAUAUAUGUGACAAUCUGAACCUGAAAUCGCGUGAAUCCAAAUUUGCGCAACGGGUAAGGAAGUAUAUGGUUAGACGAUUUGGAUCGUCCUGUCAGCUGAUUUUGAGAUGAUGCUUUCCUCAGGAUUCCACGGAAUUGUUUCAAAGCCUCUAUGUGAUGCAGCAUGUAAGUUGUUGACAAUGUUCGAUACUGGGAUAUUUGACACGCUUCGAUAUUCAAACUGGAUGUUUCCCUUUUUGAUGCAGACGACAACGGGGCCAUUGAUCGAAAACGGAAUCAUUUGCGAAAUUCAAUCGAAUGGAUUUUAUGUUUUUGUGCCGAGGUAAACCAAGGUUACAACCGUUUUUUUUUUAUGGUUGGGAGGCUUACCUAUUCAUUGGUCCUUUUUACUUUUCUGUUUCAGCCUCGGAUUAA
Messenger RNA from Radiomyces spectabilis, 3254 nucleotides. RefSeq lists its product as uncharacterized. NCBI's taxonomy places the organism in Eukaryota, Fungi, Mucoromycota, Mucoromycetes, Mucorales, Radiomycetaceae. Bases 315 to 2951 code for a protein of 878 amino acids. Gene Ontology annotation, biological process: rRNA catabolic process. Gene Ontology annotation, molecular function: RNA binding; 3'-5'-RNA exonuclease activity. The record is from RefSeq and is a predicted model, not a curated record. Gene Ontology annotation, cellular component: cytoplasmic exosome (RNase complex). The transcript has 19 exons.